Aureobasidium uvarum is the source of this 1095-nucleotide messenger RNA. NCBI's taxonomy places the organism in Eukaryota, Fungi, Ascomycota, Dothideomycetes, Dothideales, Saccotheciaceae. The record is from the annotation of a GenBank genome assembly.
AUGUCGACUACUGAGACCAUGAAUAUGGAGGAGACGACACCUAUCAUCCCCAAGACUUGUAAAGCUGGUGUCGUCGUCAACUCUGGUCCUGACUUUACUUAUCUUAGGNUCGAGGUUCAAGAUGUACCUGUGCCUGAAAUUGGUCCUGAAGACGUUCUCAUCAAGCUGAAUGUCACUGGUCUAUGCAUGUCAGAUGUGCACUUUAUGAUGGAAGACUGGGGCCUGCCACCAAUGUCUCAAUUCGGCACCAAGUGCGCUGGCCAUGAAGGCGCAGGCGUCAUUGUCAAAAUCGGAGAAAGAGUCAAGAACCUCAAGGUUGGUCAAAGAGCUGGACUUAAGCCUAUUCAAGACGUCUGCCAUACAUGCGAGUACUGCAAGUCUGGAAAGGAAACUUAUUGUCUAAGUUGUGUAAUGACUGGUCUGCACAUCGAUGGUGAGUUUGCCUUCAUUUGCUAUGCUUUCAUGCUUUCACUGAUGUAUCCUCAGNGCUCUUACAAGCAAUACAUUGUUUCUCCUGAGCGCUAUACUUCGCUCAUUCCUGACGGCGUACCCGAUGAAAUCGCUGGGCCCAUCAUGUGCUCUGGAAGUACUGCGUACACGUCUAUCAAGGAGUCUGGUCUUCGUCCUGGUCAGUGGGCUGUCUUCCCCGGUGGCGGAGGCGGUGUAGGUAUGCAGGCUGUUCAGCUGGCUAUCGCCAUGGGUCUGCGAGCCAUCGUCGUCGACACUGGAGCCGAGAGAAAAGAAGCAUGCCUGAAGUUUGGUGCAGAUGAAUUCAUUGACUUCAAGGAAGUUGAGAAUCCCGUCGAUAAAGUUUUGGAGGUUACUGGCGGUGGCGCUCAUGCUGUUUUUGUGACUGCUGUUCAGUCCUACCCUAUUGCACAAGGCUUCCUCGGAAACAGGGCCGGUGCGCAAGUCAUGUGCAUAGGACUACCUCCUGCUGGCAAGUACAACAUGGAGGUUAAUCCCUCAACACUCGCCUUCCGCAAUCAAUCCAUCAAGGGCACGCUCGUCGCCGGCAUGGCUGAUGUGGACGAGACUAUGGACUUUGCUCGUCGAGUCGCUGGUCGCAUUGUCGUUGACUUCAACAUGGAUUAA